Messenger RNA from Odontomachus brunneus, 1484 nucleotides. Its product is annotated as putative protein FAM10A4. Gene Ontology annotation, molecular function: Hsp70 protein binding; protein dimerization activity. The transcript has 5 exons. Bases 218 to 1372 code for a protein of 384 amino acids. Lineage: Eukaryota; Metazoa; Arthropoda; Insecta; Hymenoptera; Formicidae. The record is from RefSeq and is a predicted model, not a curated record.
GAAAUUUUUCGGCGAAGUGAAUUGAAUAGCAGUGACGAGUGAAAACGCCGAGUUGUUAGAUGUGGUGUGCGAUUUAUUGUAUGCAUCUGUCGGCGAAAUCACUUGUGGUGUUGAAGAUAGAAUAGAUGUACAAUAGUAUUCAAGUUGAAUUACCUACAAGCUACUAACGUCGUUCCACAAGAUUACUGCAUUUCUGUAUAAUCACCGAUAAAACGAGAUGGAUGUGCCUGUAUUUCCUAAGAAGAUUGCACAACAGCUAAAAGCACUUGCUCGACAAUGUAUGGAUAACCCAUCUCUUCUACAUGAUCCUAAACUAUCUUGUAUCAAAGAGUUAAUAGAGCAUUAUGGUGGCAAAGUACCCGAAAGUGACAAAAGCGAUGAUCCAUUAGUUGGUGAAUAUGAAUCGGAGGAUAAAUAUGAAGAACCCCAAUCUACAGUUGAACCUGAUUCUGAGAGCGAAGAGAGCGAUCUGGAACUAGAUAUGACUGGUGUAAUUGAACCAGAUCAAGAUCCUCCUGAAAAAAUGGGUAAUUUGACUUUACAACCUACAGAAGAGGAAAUUGCGGAAUCACAGUCGAAAAGAUCCGAAGCAGUGUCCGCAUUUAUGGAAAAAGAUUAUGAGAAAGCCAAACAACUUUAUACAGAGGCAAUUGUAUUGAAUCCGCAUGCAGCAUUGUUAUAUGCUAAACGCGGCCAAAUUUUCCUUCUCUUAAACAAACCAAAUGCCUGCAUCCGCGAUUGCGAACGCGCCAUCGAGCUAAAUCCAGACAGUGCAGCAGCUCACAAAUUUAGAGGAAGGGCUUAUCAUUUGCUUGGAAAGUUUGAGGAAGCGGCGAAUGAUCUCAGACUAGCUUGUAAAUUUGAUUUUGACGAACAAGCUGACGAGUGGCUGCGCGAAACAACACCAAACGCGCGAAAGAUAGAGGAACAUAAGAGGAAAAAAGAAAGAAAGGUGCAAGAGAAAUUGGAACAUGACAGACAGGAAAAAUUGCAAAAAGCACGAGAAGCUGCUAAAGCGCGUGAAGAAAAUACGCGAACCUCUCAGACGGAUGCAGGAGGUGCGUCCCCUGGCAUGGGCGAUUUCUACCAAUUCCUUAACGAUCCUGAAGUCCUUCAAGCCUUCCAGGAUCCAGAAGUGGCUGAAGCUUUCAAAGAGAUUUCCGCUAAUCCGACCAACAUUCUUAAAUAUCAGAGUAAUCCUAAGAUAAUGGCCCUUAUCAACAAGGUGGCUUCGAAAUUUGGCGGUGCUGGCGGUAUGCCUGGCGGUUUUCCUGGUAUGAUGGGCGGUAUGCCCGGUUUUCCUGGUGCCGGGGGAGGGCGUCCUAACCCUCCAAAACCGACUCCCCCACAGGACGAUGUUGGUCUCGAUUAAUCGCGAUCUAGUCGUUUCAAGCCUUUACUCUUUGCUAUCUUUUGUUGCAGAGAAGUACGUAUAUCUUAAUGUACGUUUGAUUUAUUAAAGACCAAGUUGUUUUACUUUUUCA